UGUGCCAAACGUCACGUGUAAAUUUAACGAACCUUGAUCAAAUCGCCCCAGGCGCCCUGUUCUCACCGUCGUCCUUUAUAUUGAUAUGGGUUUAUAUUUGGUUUAUAUAGCCUUGGCUCAGGUUGUGCUGUUGCAUUUUGAUUUGGUUCUGCAUAUUUUCAUUAAAUGGGAUGUUUCUCAUUCAAGCCAUGUUAUUUAUUGAUGUAGUUUUCUAUAUGCCCUGAUUGUGUGUGGUGUUUGAAAAGUGGAGGACAUUGGUUGUUGCAAGGUUGCCUGUUGGAACGUUAUGAUGUGUGCAGACCGUGAAGACGUUGGCACAGAAGAGCUUGAUGGAGCAGAGGACGGCCACCUUCCACCACUGGAACGGCGCGUGCCUGUCCGCGGCACGCUGCCACAGUACGACACUCUGUCGGCCAGCUCCCUUCAUAUGACUACCACUGACACGGACUCCAUGUUGUCAGGCGGCUUCAACCGCGGUCCCUUCUUCGCUUCGCCGGGAAAGGCCCUCCACGGUGAGUUUGUAUUUCCCAUCCAAGGUUACGAAGUGAUGGAGGCACGAUCUAAGUUUACCAUCUUUAAGAUGAAGGUGCAGCAUGUGGCAUCACAACAACAAUGGUUUGUGUUUCGACGCUACACAGACUUCGCGCGGCUCAACAAGAAGUUGCGACUAUCGUUUCCUGGUUUGCGCCUCGCGCUACCGCCCAAGCGCUGGUUCGGCGACAACUUUGAUCCGUGUUUUUUGGAGGACCGUAUGCUUGGGUUGCAAGCAUUCGUCACUAACAUCACCAGUCAUCCAGACAUCUCGCGGCACGAGGCGGUGCGCCAGUUCUUCUGUCUGGACGAGCCGCCGGACCCGCGCGACUCCCUCGAGGAGAGCCGUCUGCUUUGCGAGUCACUCGAGGAGACAGCCGGCUCGCAGGAGCUGCUGCUGAAACAGCGGGACCUGGAGAUCGCCAGGCUGCGUGCCCAGCUGGCCAUGGUACGACAGCAAUACGAUGUUCUCGUGGCUCGUCUGAGGAGUGGGCGGCGACCGGGGUCGGCGGGGUCCGCCCGCCGUCGGCUGGGGCCGCUGUUGGGAGUUGACGGCACCCAGUCUGCCAGUCAGACGGACCUCCCUGGCAGCGACUCCGACGGACGGGAGCCACCUCUGGCACCGCUUCCUCCUUCAUGCGAGCGGCAGUGACAAAAUAACAGUGGUAACAAGUGGUGGGCUUGUGGGCUCUGAUCUGAAGGUCUAUCUCAUAAGCUGUGGGUCACCAUCCUGGAUAGCUUACCCUUGUGGCUGUGUAUUGGGGCCUGUGUGAACACUAGACAGCUUUAUACGAGCACUUGAGUUAUCGGUUUCGCUUCGCUAUGCUUACUGGAGUUAUUUCAUUUUACCCUUUUGAUGGUUUUCGGGAUUUGUGCAUUUCUGACAAUUAUUUACCACCAGUUCGUGCUGUAAAUUAUAUCCAUCAACAAGGAAGACAUUGCUCUAGCCGCGAGUCCAAGUUUAUCACGUUAUCAAUCUUGAUAAGGCGCCUAGAACAAGACAUUGUUAAAGGUAGUGUGCCACCUUUGAAAGAUUUCCCAUUUUAUUUUUCCUAGGAUAAGAAGCUUCUGUUUUUACCUAAUAUCGCAAAGAUAAUCAAAAAUGGGCCUGGAAUAGUGCCUUUUUCGCCUAAAAGUUUAUCGGUUUUUCGAUAUGUAUAACCAUGGGUGGAGAAUGUUUGAAAAAGUUACCCCGGCCGGCGACCGAAAGUCAGAAAGACGAUGAUGCACAAAUAUUUGUCAACGGUUAUCAACAAACCCCUAUUCUGUGGCAUGGAACAAUGGAUGUCUGCCAUUACGAGUUAUCCAAUGUUUUAUUUGCAGUGAUUUAGCUCGAAUUUUUUAAUGGACCGAUUGACAGAGCCGGGGGCCCACGCUAAGCAGAGCUUGUUGCGUAGGUAGACCCCGAACCCUACCGUCCGAUCGCGCAAUUCUGGGUAACGGGAUAAUUUAGAUGCCAAAGUUUAACGUGCCCUUCAAAGCCGGACACGGCCUGUCCCACUCAACUGACUUCAGCUGGCUGCGGCUGCUCCCACCAACCGCAGACCAUCACCGUCAGGAGUCUCAAAUAUCGAGCGCCGGAGCGACUCGAACCCGGGCUCUCGGGAGUCCAUUGCCUCUACCAACUGAGCUACGGGACAGACUUAUGUUAUGAACUUUGAGAAAAGCCGUUGGAGAACGCUAAAAUCAGAGGAAUUUGGCUUUUAUUAUCUAUGGUGAUUUUAUGAUUGAGCUUGCCUAAAACUUGACCAGAUUUCUCUGAUCACGUUUGUCCCUCUUUCAAACGUCGUUCCGCUUUUCGCCUCGUAGCCCAGUAGCCGAGUUAGAAGGAGCGUGAAACGCCGACCGCUCGACUCAACGUGUUACGAUAGGGCCACCACCCUGGCGCGGGUUAAGUUGGAGGAGCCUUGAGCCCCAGCCCCCAACAGCUCGUCCUUCUAUCUCACUGGACACUGAUAUUACCCUCGUCCUCUCUUGUGAUGAUAUUGCAGUGCCAUCUUACGAUAACGGCCCUUAAAUAUGAUUUAGGGUUGUUAGAUGAAACUUGUCGGGCUGCGCGAUGAAAAAAAAAUUGAGAGCAUAGAAGCUCCAAAAUGAAAAUAAAGUAAAUUUUAAAAAACCUUUGAAGGUAGAUAAGAAUAAUGAGAGAUUCUUUUAUAGGUGGCAGUUUUUCGCAUGGAGAUAGGAUUUACAAAAGUGGACAAAGUUACCCCGGCCGCGCCGGGGUAGGCUGAAAGUUACCCCGGCCACGGCCGGGGUGGCCGGGGCAGGUUCUCCACCCAUGUGUAUAACAACUGUAGUGGGCUGAG
Amphibalanus amphitrite is the source of this 2840-nucleotide messenger RNA. Its product is annotated as sorting nexin-16-like. The record is from RefSeq and is a predicted model, not a curated record. The transcript has 2 exons. Gene Ontology annotation, molecular function: phosphatidylinositol binding. Bases 287 to 1183 code for a protein of 298 amino acids. NCBI's taxonomy places the organism in Eukaryota, Metazoa, Arthropoda, Thecostraca, Balanomorpha, Balanidae. Gene Ontology annotation, biological process: protein targeting to lysosome; endosome to lysosome transport; early endosome to late endosome transport. Gene Ontology annotation, cellular component: late endosome; extrinsic component of endosome membrane; early endosome.